Messenger RNA from Arvicola amphibius (Eurasian water vole), 2278 nucleotides. Its product is annotated as zinc finger protein 54-like. Gene Ontology annotation, biological process: negative regulation of transcription by RNA polymerase II. The transcript is spliced from 4 exons. The record is from RefSeq and is a predicted model, not a curated record. Gene Ontology annotation, molecular function: DNA-binding transcription repressor activity, RNA polymerase II-specific. Lineage: Eukaryota; Metazoa; Chordata; Mammalia; Rodentia; Cricetidae. Bases 295 to 2130 code for a protein of 611 amino acids.
AUUUGUGUGAGCACUGAAAAGUGGACUGCGGAGGCGAAGCCACAAGUGUCAAGGCCCCUUGUCUGUGGUUGCAUCGGGGCCUGUACCGUGGGAAAUCGUGUGAUGUAGUCUUGGGUGCGGAGGACACGGCCAGGUGUCGCGGGGACGCAAAAACUCCCUGGAGACCGUGUCGCCGCGCAGGGCGGCCUGGGAAAGUCAGCAGCGCCGUGGCGGCCCUGGACCUCCCAGGGAAGCAAGCCAUCUAUCUAUUCAUUGUUCCUGAAAGAGAAACUCAAAGAAGAGAAAUAAUAAGAAAUGGCUAAUUCUACAAUAAACAUGCCACAGGGUCUGUUGACUUUCGGGGAUGUAGCUGUGGACUUCCCACAGGAAGAGUGGGAAUGCCUGGAUUCUGCUCAGAGGGCUUUGUACAUUGAUGUGAUGUUGGAGAAUUACAGCAACCUGGUCUCUGUGGAGAACUAUUGCAAAUGUGAUCCUGCCCAUCAACAUAUGAAUAAUAAAAAAGAGUUUUCUCAGUGUAAUCAGCCUGACAAAAUGCUACAUGACCCCUCCAAAGGUGCAGUUUCUAGAACAAGUGAACCUGCAGAAAGCUCUAAUAAGGGAACCUGCAGUAAUCACAGGGAUGCCUCUGUUGACUCAUCAAACCUAGACAGACAUGAAAGCGUACACACUGGAGAAGAACCCUGCAAAUCUAAAGAUUGUGAGAAAUCUUUAAAUUUGAGUUCCAUCAUUACUCAAGAUCAGAGUCUCCACACUGCAAAGAAAGACAACAGGCAGGAAGAAUAUGAUGAUUAUUUCAGCUCGGCCUACAGUCUUUUGCAACAACCAAUCUUCAUCGGAGAUACACCUCACCAGUGUGAGAAAUGUGGGAAAUGCUUCAGUACUGCCUCAAGCCUCACUGUACAUCAGAGAAUUCAUACUGGGAAAAAACCCUAUAAGUGCCACUUUUGUGGCAAAUCAUUUAACCAGUGUGCAAAUCUAAAAACACAUCAAAGACUUCAUACUGGGGAGAAACCUUAUAAAUGCAAAGAAUGUGGGAAGUCAUUUCCUCAGUUGUCAGCACUUAAAAGCCAUCAGAAAAUGCAUACUGGAGAGAAGCCUUACAAAUGUAAGGAAUGUGACAAAUCCUUUGCCCACUGUUCCAGUUUCAGGAGACAUCAGAAAAUCCAUGCUGCUGAUCAACAUUAUACUUGUCAAGAAUGUGACAAGGUCUUUCAUCAGCUUUCACAUCUUAAAAACCAUUACAGACUCCACACUGGAGAGAAGCCUUAUAAGUGCAAUGACUGUGACAGAUCAUUUACCCACUAUUCAUCAUUUAGAAGACAUGAGAAAACUCAUUCUCUAGAGAAAUUUAAUGAAUGCAAAGAAUGUGGUAAGUCCUUCCUUGAAUUAUCACAUCUUAAAAGACAUUACAGAACUCAUACUGGUGAGAAGCCUUACAAAUGUGAGAUAUGUGACAAAUCCUUUACUGUGAAUUCGACUCUUAGAACACAUCAGAAAAUUCAUACAGGAGAGAAACCUUACAAAUGUAGGGAAUGUGACAAAUCCUUUAUCAAGUACUCACAUCUUACAAGACAUCAGAGUGUUCACACUGGAGAGAAACCAUACAGAUGUAAGGAAUGUGACAGAUGUUUUACUGAGUUCUCAACUCUUAGAGAGCAUCAAAAAAUUCAUACUGGAGAGAAACCCUACAAAUGUGGAGAAUGUGACAAAUCCUUCAUCCAGCGUUCAAAUCUUAGAAUACAUCAGAGAGUUCACACUGGAGAGAGACCUUACAUAUGUAAGGACUGUGGAAAAUCUUUUACUAAGUGCUCAACUCUUCAAGCACAUCAGAAAAUUCAUACUGGAGAGAAACCUUACAAGUGUAUGAAAUGUAACAAAUCCUUUACCCAGGAUUCACAUCUUAGAACACAUCACAGAGUUCAUACUGGAGAGAGACCUUACAGUUGUAAGGAGUGUGGCAAAUCUUUUACUAGGCGCUCAUAUGUUAAAGCACAUAUGAAAAUUCAUACUGGAGAGAAACCACACAAAUGUAAAGACUGUGACUUUUCUUUUAUUCAGAUGUCGAAUCUUAAAAGACAUCAAAAAAUUCAUGCUGGAGAGAAACAUACUGUUGUAAAUAAUAAGACAUAGCGUUUUCUGCUUACAAAUCACAGCACUAUACAAAAUAGAGACAUAAAGAUAAGAAAUAUUUGGAAGUCUUUAAUGAAGGUUUAAAUUUUAAAAAAUACCUUAGAUUUUAUGUUAAAUUAAAAUCAUGCAAAUAAAACUGAGAAAAGUU